GCCAUUGCGUGGUGCCUCGUGGUGCGAGCUGAUGGGGAUAGCCGGCCGGUGAACCACAAGGCGUCGGCCGCGCGCCGGAGAAGACGGGUGCGACCGUGCGAGUGGAUACGGUGGCCGUGGUCGCCAGGCAUGGCGUAUCCGUACGUGUUCCGUGCGCAGGCGCCGCCGGCUACGGCGAAGGAAGCAAUGGCGCCACAGCCACAGGUCAGGGAGCCGUGGCCGGCGGGUGGCGGCGGCGGCGGUUGGAUGGGAGUUGGCUCCGGCGAGAGGCUGGCGAGCGCGUACGACCUCGUGGAGCAGAUGCACUACCUGUACGUGCGCGUCGUCAAGGCGCACGGGCUGCCGGCGAGCGCGGUCGCCGGCGGGUGCAACCCUUACGUGGAAGUGCAGCUCGGCAACUACCGGGGCACGACGCGGCACUACGAGAGGAACGGCGCCCCGGAGUGGAACCAGGUGUUCGCCUUCUCGAGGGAGCGCGUCCAGGCCACGGUGCUCGAGGUGUUCGUCAGGGACAAGGACGGCUCGACGGUGGCGCGAGACGGCUACGUCGGGAAGGUCACCUUCGACGUCGGCGAUGUGCCCGCGCGCGUGCCGCCGGACAGCCCGCUCGCGCCGCAGUGGUACCGCCUCGAGGACCCCCGCGACGGCGGCGGCGGCAGGAAGGUGCACGGGGAGGUCAUGCUCGCGGUGUGGGUCGGCACGCAGGCCGACGAGGCCUUCGCGGACGCGUGGCACGCCGACGCGGCGUCUUUGCGCGGCGGAGGCGGCGUGGCGGCCGUGCAGAGCACGCGGUCGAAGGUGUACGUGACGCCGAAGCUGUGGUACCUCCGGGUAAGCGUGCUCGAAGCGCAGGACGUCGUCCCGGGCGCCGCCGGCGCUGGCGGCGAGAAGGGGCGGCAUGGCGAGGCCUUCGUCGUCAAGGUUCAAGUCGGCGGCAUGAUGCUCCGAACUAAGCCGUGCUGCGCGAGGGGUCCGACGAGCCUGGCGUGGCACGAGGAGCUGGUGUUCGUCGUGGCGGAGCCGUUCGACGAGCCGGCGGUGCUCAUCGUCGAGGCACGGUCGCACCCCGGCAAGGACGAGAUCGUCGGCCGGGCCGUGCUGCCGCUCGCCCUCUUCGAGAAGCGGCUCGACCGCGGCGGCGCGGCCGCGCAGUCGCAGUGGUUCAGCCUGGAGCCAUUCGGGCACUGGCUGCGCACGCCGACGCCAGCGGCCACCUUCGCCGGCCGCGUGCACCUCCGAGCGUGUCUCGAGGGCGCCUACCAUGUCAUGGACGAGCCCACCAUGUACGCCAGCGACACGCGCCCGACGGCGAGGCAGCUGUGGCGGCCGCCCAUCGGCGUGCUCGAGGUCGGCGUCCUCGGCGCGCAGGGGCUCGCCCCGAUGAAGACCGUCGACGGCCGGGGCACCACCGACGCGUACUGCGUCGCCAAGUACGGGCAGAAGUGGGUGCGCACGCGCACCGUCGUCGACUCGUGCAGCCCCCGGUGGAACGAGCAGUACACCUGGGAGGUCUACGACCCGUGCACGGUGCUCACGCUCGCCGUGUUCGACAACUGCCACCUCGGCAACGCCGGCGGCGGCGGCGGCAACGGCGGGGCCGUCAAGGACCAGAGGAUCGGCAAGGUGAGGAUACGCCUCUCGACGCUGGAGAUGGACAGGGUGUACACCAACGCGCACCAGCUCGCCGUGCUGCACCCGUCCGGCGUGCGCAAGAACGGCGACAUCUGCCUCGCCGUGCGCCUCACCUGCCUCUCCCUCUCCAGCGUCGUGCGCCUCUACGGCCGGCCGCUCCUCCCCAAGAUGCACUACAUCCAGCCGUUCACCGUCGUGCAGCUCGACGGCCUCCGGCGGCAGGCGAUGAGCAUCGUGGCGGCGCGGCUCAACCGCGCCGAGCCGCCGCUGCGCCGGGAGGUGGUCGAGUACAUGCUGGACGCCGACUCGCACCUGUGGAGCAUCCGGCGGAGCAAGGCCAACUUCUUCCGGGUCACGGCGCUGCUCUCCGGCGCGGCCAGCACGGUGCGGUGGUUCGUCGACGUGUGCCACUGGAGGAACCCGGCGACGACGAUCCUCGUGCACCUCCUGUUCGUCACCUUCACGUGCUUCCCGGAGCUCAUCCUGCCGACCAUGUUCCUGUACAUGCCCAUGGUCGGCGUCUGGAACUACCGGCGCCGGCCGCGCCGCCCGCCGCAGGUGGACGUGAGGCUCUCCUGCGCGGAGGCGACCAACGCCGACGAGCUCGACGAGGAGCUGGAUACGUUCCCGACGUCGAGGGCGAACGACGUGGUGCGCGUGCGGUACGACCGGCUGCGGACCGUCGCCGGGCGGAUCCAGACGGUGGUCGGCGACGUGGCGACGCAGGGCGAGCGGGUGCGGUCGCUGCUCGCGUGGAGGGACCCCAGGGCCACGGCGCUGUUCACGGCGCUCUGCCUCGUCGCCGCCGUCGUGGCCUACGUCACGCCGUUCCGGGUGGUGGCGCUCGUCGCCGGGCUGUACCUGCUCCGCCACCCGCGGUUCCGGAGCCGGAUGCCGUCGGCCGCCGGCAACUUCUUCAAGAGGCUGCCGUCCCGCGCCGACACCAUGCUAUAGCCUUUGAAUGUACAUCACGUUUUGUCGUUGCCUUAUGAAGUAAAAACAAAAUCACCAGUUUAUGAAGUUAUGAUGUGAAAUUUUGUUUUUGGAAUUGACCGGUUACGAUCCAAGCUACAAGCUCUGUUGUGUGUUCCACCACCAU
Messenger RNA from Oryza brachyantha (malo sina), 2731 nucleotides. Its product is annotated as FT-interacting protein 1. The transcript has a single exon. The coding region runs from base 130 to 2586 and encodes 818 amino acids. NCBI's taxonomy places the organism in Eukaryota, Viridiplantae, Streptophyta, Magnoliopsida, Poales, Poaceae. The record is from RefSeq and is a predicted model, not a curated record.